CGGGUGGCGGAGUCGUCCUGUCAGUCUCUGCUUCAACGCUGCUGCGAGCACUUCGCUCCUCCGGCUUUUGUUUCAGGAGCUCAACGCUCAGCUCGUCUUUCGAAUCCCAAGAUGAAACGAGUUUGGCUGAUAGGUCUUCUGUUCGCCCUACUGGCCUUCGCUGCUGUGAAGGCUGAGGAUGAGCUGGAUGUGGAUGGAACAGUGGAGGAUGAUCUAGGGAAAAGCAGAGAUGGCUCCCGAACAGAUGACGAGGUGGUGCAGAGAGAGGAAGAAGCAAUCCAGCUGGAUGGCUUAAAUGCAGCUCAGAUUAAGGAACUCAGGGAAAAGUCUGAAAAACACGCCUUCCAGGCUGAGGUCAACCGCAUGAUGAAGCUGAUUAUCAAUUCUCUGUACAAGAACAAGGAGAUCUUCCUCAGGGAGCUUAUUUCCAAUGCGUCGGAUGCUCUGGAUAAGAUCCGCCUGCUUUCUCUGACCAAUGAGGAUGCAAUGGCUGCCAAUGAAGAAUUGACAAUCAAAAUCAAAUCUGAUAAGGAAAAGAACAUGCUUCACAUCACUGACACGGGGAUUGGAAUGACCAAAGAGGAGCUGGUGAAGAACUUGGGCACCAUCGCCAAGUCCGGCACCAGCGAGUUCCUUAACAAGAUGACAGAAAUGCAGUCAGAGGGACAGUCUACCUCAGAGCUGAUCGGUCAGUUUGGCGUGGGUUUCUACUCGGCUUUCCUCGUCGCCGACAAGGUCAUUGUGACAUCGAAGCACAACAACGACACCCAGCACAUCUGGGAGUCCGAUUCCAACCAGUUCUCCGUCAUCAGUGAUCCCCGAGGCGACACGCUCGGCAGAGGAACCACAAUCACGCUUGUUCUGAAGGAGGAGGCUUCUGACUACCUGGAACUGGAGACGAUCAAGAACCUUGUGAGGAAGUACUCCCAGUUCAUCAACUUCCCCAUCUACGUCUGGGCCAGCAAGACUGAGACGGUUGAAGAGCCCAUUGAGGACGACGCUGAGGCAGCAGAGGAGCCAGAGAAGGAGGCUGAAGAUGAGGCUGAGGUGGAGGAGGAAGAGGAGGACAAAGACAAACCAAAGACAAAGAAGGUUGAGAAGACGGUGUGGGACUGGGAGCUGAUGAACGACAUCAAGCCCAUCUGGCAGAGACCAGCGAAGGAGGUUGAGGAGGAUGAAUACAAAGCUUUCUACAAGACCUUCUCAAAGGACAGCGACGACCCUCUAGCUCACAUCCACUUCACAGCUGAGGGUGAAGUGACGUUCAAGUCCAUCCUGUUUGUGCCCACCUCGGCUCCCCGCGGCCUGUUCGACGAGUACGGCUCCAAGAAGAACGAUUACAUCAAGCUUUUCGUCAGGAGAGUUUUCAUCACAGACGACUUCAACGACAUGAUGCCCAAAUACCUGAACUUCGUCAAAGGAGUGGUUGACUCAGAUGACCUUCCUCUGAAUGUGUCCAGAGAGACUCUGCAGCAGCACAAACUGCUCAAGGUCAUCCGUAAGAAGCUGGUUCGUAAGACUCUGGACAUGAUCAAGAAGAUCGCAGAGGAACAGUACAACGAGAAGUUCUGGAAAGAAUUUGGAACAAACAUCAAGCUGGGCGUCAUCGAGGAUCACUCCAACAGGACCCGUCUGGCCAAGCUGCUGCGCUUCCAGACCUCCAACAGCCAGACCGAGCUGGCCAGCCUGGAGCAGUACGUGGAGCGCAUGAAGGAGAAGCAGGACAAGAUCUACUUCAUGGCCGGCACCAGCAGGAAGGAGGCCGAGUCUUCACCAUUCGUCGAGAGGCUGCUGAAGAAGGGCUACGAGGUGGUGUACCUGACGGAGCCCGUGGAUGAGUACUGCAUCCAGGCUCUGCCCGAGUUCGAUGGAAAGCGCUUCCAGAACGUGGCGAAGGAGGGUGUUAAAUUUGAUGAGAGCGAGAAGGCCAAAGAGAAGCGCGAGGCCCUAGAGAAGGAGUAUGAACCUCUCACCACCUGGCUGAAGGACAAGGCUCUGAAAGACAAGAUUGAGAAGGCCGUGCUCUCUCAGAGGCUCACCAACUCGCCUUGUGCUCUGGUCGCCAGCCAGUACGGCUGGUCAGGAAACAUGGAGAGGAUCAUGAAGGCUCAAGCUUACCAGACAGGAAAAGAUAUUUCUACCAACUACUACGCCAGCCAGAAGAAAACCUUAGAAAUCAACCCCAAACAUCCUCUUAUCAAGCAGAUGCUCAGCAAAGUCAAUGACGAUGCCGAGGACCAGACUGCAUCGGAUCUCGCCGUGGUUCUGUUUGAAACGGCAACACUGCGCUCGGGCUAUCAGCUGGCUGAUACCAAGGCUUACGGGGACAGGAUAGAGCGCAUGCUCCGACUCAGUAUGAACAUCCCUCUGGACGAACAGAUUGAAGAAGAACCAGAGGAGCCUGAGGAAGAAGCAGCUGAUGACUCCGAAGACAAAGAUGAAGAAAUCAUGGAUGAGGAUGAUGAAGAAACGGAAAAGACAGACAGGGAUGAACUGUGAAGCACCGACUGGGAGAGUGCAACGCGGCACCUGGAACCGGGUCUAGUGUCACACGGUGGUUGACAUUUUUCUGGGUGGGGGUUCCUGAGUUUGGGGUUUUUUAAGAAGUGCAUUGUUUGUGGUUUGUUUUUUUUUUUUUUUUUUUUUUUUACAUUCCUCAUGACUGUAAAUUUGUUAAUAUUUAACUGACCUGUUUCUCGAAAGCUGCAAUCAUGUCUAUUGAUCAAUAAAUGUUUCCUGGGAAAACA
Salarias fasciatus (jewelled blenny) is the source of this 2747-nucleotide messenger RNA. RefSeq names its product heat shock protein 90, beta (grp94), member 1 (gene hsp90b1). The transcript has 18 exons. Gene Ontology annotation, molecular function: ATP-dependent protein folding chaperone; ATP hydrolysis activity; ATP binding. NCBI's taxonomy places the organism in Eukaryota, Metazoa, Chordata, Actinopteri, Blenniiformes, Blenniidae. The coding region runs from base 112 to 2499 and encodes 795 amino acids. The record is from RefSeq and is a predicted model, not a curated record. Gene Ontology annotation, biological process: protein folding.